AGCGAAGAGGGUGAGGCCAGAUAAUUAAACGCAUUUGGCUCUUUGCACGCAACCUGUCAUCUAGCGCCUACACGUGGCGAAUGUUUUUACUGCUUAUUUGGCUUCAUCAUUGAAGACGCGCGGCUGUUUGUUUUUCGAAGAUUCAUCAUGGCAAUGCAUGCAAAAGCGACACCACCACAGAUUCCCGACACACGUCGGGAACUCUCGGAGCUGGUCAAGAGGAAACAAGAACUUGCGGAGACGUUGGUGAACUUGGAGCGACAGAUCUAUGCAUUUGAGGGCAGCUACUUGGAAGAUACCCAGAUGUAUGGGAACAUCAUCAGAGGAUGGGACAGAUAUCUCACCAACCAAAAAAAUUCCAACAGCAAGACGGAUAGAAGAAACCGAAAGUUCAAGGAGGCAGAGCGUCUGUUCAGCAAGUCCUCUGUCACUUCUGUAGCAGCUGUCUGUGCACUCGGUGGGAUACCAGAUCACAUGAAUGAAAAGCAGAGCGACACGUCCCCAGACCUCCAGAACCAGGAGAAUGAGCCCAGUCAGGAGGACACAGAGGAUGCAGAUGGGGCCCUGCAGGACCUCAAACCUCAGAAGGCUGCAUCCUCUUCCUCAGGCAGUCACCAUGGAAGCCACAAGAAGAGGAAGAACAAAAACAGACACAGCCCUUCUGCCAUGUUUGAUUAUGACUUUGAGUCAAGUUCCCCUAAUCCAGUUAUGAAAAAAGCUGCUCUUCCUGCCAAAAUGAGAUGGGGAGGUCAAAGAUUUGACAUGAAAGUGAACAAAAAACCCAGAGUGGAUUAUUCGACUUGAUCAAGUGGCCAGACAAAGGUCUAUGGUGAAGCAGAGAGCCCCUCUGAACUUUAACUGUCUUUAUUGUGUACAUUGCAUGAAACAUUGCCUCUCACUUGCUAUCAGAAAUAUUUCUGUUUCACGAUUUUCCUGCAGACAAGGUGUGUUAUUGCAUGUUACUCAAGACGCAGGUGGGGGUUGGAUAACACCUUAUUGUAUAGGGUUGAAAAUGCACUAUUUAUUAUGUAACUCCCACCAUUUUUCUUUUGUUUGUUUUACUUCGUAUUAGUCAUUGUGUAGUUUUGUAGCUCUAGAAUAUCCCAGCUUCUUUUUAAUAUUUUUUUUUUUUUUUGAUGUUUUGCAUAAGAUUGUAAUAAAACAAUACAUUUGUUUAUUGCAAUUUGUUUAUUGCUAAAAUCUACUCUUCAGUAAAACAUUAGUCACCAUCUGUCUUUACCCUGUAUUUUUCAGUAAUAAUACAGCAGGAAAAUCAACACAGAAGCUAGUUUAUUAUCAUCAGAUUUCCCCUUGUCUGACAGCAAUUACUGCCUGGUUUCUUUGUGGUGUCUUCAUGGCUCAUUUACGUACCAAUUACAGGCCAAUGAGCUCAGACGAGCCUCGGGAUCCUAGGAUGUCUCCCAAGUCCUCCCCUCUUGGAUCAGUCCUAAAUAGCAUCACCAUUACCUUUUAUAGUGCACUACUUUUGACCAAGGCCAAUAGGGCUCUGGUCAAAAGUAGUGCUCUAUAUAGGGAUUAGGGUCCCAUUUUGGACGUAACCAUUCACAUUUGUCAGUAAUUCCCUCAUCCCAGAGAAGAUGUGUAGUCGGUGAGAUUCUGGAAAUGUUAUCAAAACAAUGUUCACAUUCAAACAGGCAUUCCUGUGGGGCAGUUCUCAUCGACUGAGUUUGUUUUAUGAAAAUAGUGACAGUUUGAGUGAACCAGGUGACAACACAAUGACAGCCUAUCCCAUGCUAUUUCUAGAAUGUUCCCUUGUUUAUAAAGAUCAAACAUGAUGCGUACUGCAUAGUAUUGAAACAGGUUGGUGAAUACAGACUCCUGUUUUGAAAUGCAGGAUGAAAAGAUAGUAGUAGUAACCUUUUUAAAGUAGAUAUGCAGGUUUGUUAGUGAAUGUUCUUGUACUGCCAUUGUGCAACACCACAUUUGUUCACUAGGUAGCGCUACUUCAUAAUGCAUGUUCAAAAGACCUCAAAGAAUUGCCUUAACUGCCUUUCAACCACAGGAUUUCCAUAUCAUAACCAAAAAGUAUUUUCCCUGUUCCACAUUUGGCUACUAUGAGUCAUAAGUGUUUAAAUCUGCCAUCAACCUAUCAAAUGUAUGGUUCAUGCUGUUCUUAAAUUCUAUGUAUUGCCUAAGAUAUUAUUGAUUAGGGUGUCCUCACACCAAUAUUCUGCCAUGUCAACUGUAUUAUGCCAUCAUGGCACACCCUGCACUUCAAAGUCCUUUGUUACCACAGCUUCUGGGCUUGGCUCACGGGUCUCUAUGUAUCCCAAAUGACACCCUAUUCCCUAUUUACUGCACUACUUUUGAUCAGAACCUAUAUGGAUCUUGUCAAAAGUAGUGCACCACAUAAGGAAAAGGGUGCCAUUUGGGACAGCCUGUACCACCUCAGUCUUGACUCAGAACAGUGUUCAAGUCAUAUACAGUAUCCCUCAGUUCUGUCAUGUGCAGUACAUCAGUGAGGUUAGUCAGAACACUGACCCAUUAGGAUGUAGUGACUUCCACGUUAGUCACAGGCUGAGUCCCCAAUGGCACUCUAAUCCCUACAUAGUGCACUACUUUUGACCAAAGCCUUAUGAGCCCUGGUCAAAAGUAGUUGCCCUAUAUAGGGAAUAGUGUGCCAUUUUGGGGCAUGGUCUGAAUGGUUUCAAGCAUCAUCUCUCUGGAGACACCCAGGCAAAGCUAAACUGCUGACAUUAAUGAUGGAGAGGCUGUCUGGAAUAAAUCAAUCCCUAGAAUGCA
Oncorhynchus kisutch (coho salmon) is the source of this 2763-nucleotide messenger RNA. RefSeq names its product MYST/Esa1-associated factor 6 (gene meaf6). The coding region runs from base 148 to 804 and encodes 218 amino acids. The record is from RefSeq and is a predicted model, not a curated record. Gene Ontology annotation, cellular component: histone acetyltransferase complex. The transcript is spliced from 9 exons. NCBI's taxonomy places the organism in Eukaryota, Metazoa, Chordata, Actinopteri, Salmoniformes, Salmonidae.